This is a messenger RNA of Polychytrium aggregatum, 1469 nucleotides long. RefSeq lists its product as uncharacterized. NCBI's taxonomy places the organism in Eukaryota, Fungi, Chytridiomycota, Chytridiomycetes, Polychytriales. The record is from RefSeq and is a predicted model, not a curated record. The annotation marks the transcript as partial. Gene Ontology annotation, molecular function: beta-tubulin binding; microtubule binding. Gene Ontology annotation, cellular component: axoneme. The transcript is spliced from 9 exons.
CUGGGGCAACAUGACCAAGAACCCAAGAUUCAAAUCGGUCGAGUUUCGUGACAAAAGCUUGUCGUCGACACUGCCCAAGCCCCUGGCCCUGGCCAACGUGGCUAUUCGUAUGCUUCUGGAGCAGAGCACGACCUGUGCUAGUCCGUACGAGACACAGUCGGAGAAACAGCAGCUAUCAGUCGUUGGCGGCGUGCUGUACUUUGACCUUGCCGAGAUGCCCGAUUCGGCAAAGUCACUGGGCUCCUGGUGUAUCCGACCAAUCCUGUCGAGCGAGGGGAGUCUCUAUCGCUGCGUUUAUCCAUUCAAGAAGCCGAUUGUGGAGGGCGAGAAGGAAGAGGAUGCCUCUGCCGCCGAUCUGACCAUCUGGCCGAUGCACGUAACCUAUGAGCUCUAUCCCGGAAUGUUUCUCAACACUGCAACGGCCAAGGUCAUGGCGUGGAACCCAGACACCGAGCUGUGGGAUGACGACAACAUCACGGACGUAGAGAUCGACAUUGACUUGGGCCAGGUCAAGUUCCGAACUCUCCACUUUCGCCCAACGGCUCUGAUUCAGGGGUUGUACUCUGAGUUUCCUUUGCAAGAUUGGCUGAUGAAGCCCUCCCCGACCAAGAACCGGUCCACUCUCUGGAUUCGAGGCAAGGAGAACGAGGCUGAGAUUGAGAUUGGCGAGGGCGAGUGCCGGUUUGUGGCUCCGAUGAAGCCAUUUAUGGAGAAGGAGUUUCUGGACAAGUGGUAUCCGCCAGAGCUGUUGUUCAAGAAACUGCUGCACUACGGGCUCAACUUUCGCGCGCCAAAGAAGAUGAAGGGCGUGGACAUUGAAGACCUGAUCUUGAAGAAUCCUGAUCCGGAGGAAGACUGUCUCCUUGGCAUCAGCCUUUGCCAGCCGUGCUUUGUGUUUCGACGCUCCUCGGGCAAUCGACAUCUACCGCCGUCAAAGAUCGCCUUCCGCGCACACGUUUGCAGUGAUCCCAAGUCGUUUGAUUCCGAAGAUCCCGAGGUGUCUUGGUGGAGCGUUGUUCACGACUCGACCUUCACGAUCGACGAGGCGGCAAAGACCAUCGCGUAUGUUACCAAGGAGACCGAGAUCACCGAGGACGUCAAGUUCAAUGCUGAGGCCCGCGAGAACAUGACGCUCCACUCCAGCGUCUACCACACCCUGGCGUGCAUGCCACCUGAAGACGAGGCCUCCAAGAUCGAGCAGGUGUCGGCCGUGUGGACCCGGACUGUGGCAGAGAUCAUGAAAAUCACCCGGCUCCUGAGUUUCUCAUGAACUGGAGGUGUUGGGCCAGUCCCGAACAGUAGUCCAGGAGACAGCGCGGUCAUGUGAGGUCCGUGGAAGUAGCAUUCGACUGUGAGGCAACAGCGGCGGAAGCCGAGAGAAUGUGGUUGUUGUUGUUGUUGUUGUUGUGGUGGUGGUGUUUCUCAAAUGAAUAUCGGUAUAAAUGCAAUAUAUUCGAUCGUUGGCAAGG